AUGAUCGAAGACAGCCCCACCACCGCAGCAUCUGAUUAUGAGAUGACGGGAGCCACGUCGAGCGCAGGGAAUUCUACUGUAUUAACAAACCUACACGAGAACGACAGAAUGCAGCACGAUUUCAAACAGGAGUACAAGCAGGAGUAUAUGAUUUCAGGAUAUUCUUCCCCUGAUCUCAGGAACUCUACAAUGACCGACCAGACGGUGCCUGUAUCAACGAACUCUACGUCCACUUUCAACCCCGACCAUCGCGGGAUUGCGUCCGACAUGCGUGGAGUCGUCAGCGAUCUCAGUUGUUCGCCAUUUACACCUCCUGUGACUAGCACUUCUUCGCCGGCUGUUUUAACUCCAGGAAGUCUUUUUCCUACAGGAAGUGGACCUAACGGCAUACCGUCAGGGGCUUUAUCUCACACGGGUGCCAUGCAAACCUGCGGGAACAGUUCCGCUUCUGCCGCUGUUGCGACUGGGUACUCUGGGUAUAUAGGUGGUUCUUAUUACGCUGCCCAGGCGGCUUCAGGGCAGAACUAUUUGGGAACGUCAAUUGGAGUUCUUUACCCACACUUGUAUCAACAACAAGGACAGUUCUUAAUAGACAGACAAGAUCAGUACCCCAGACACGACUACCGUGAGAUCGCUGGAGGUGUCACCCCAAUGCUUGAUGACCAAGCCAUGCAAGCUCGGUACCUCGCAAGUAGGGCGGCCAACCAGAACUCUGCUGAUGUGGUCUGGAGGCCUUAUUGAUAAAUAUCUACCUAAUUAGUUGUGUAUUUAAACUAUUGUUUCACUCUGGACACCUUAGAUCUUUUCACUCUUGAUUUAAGUUGUUAUAUUUACAAACGCCGACUUCGAACUGUACUCACCGACAGAGCUGUGCCUAUGAUGUAUUUCUCGAUCUGUAUAGGCUGUUGAUCAAAAAGAAAAUUUUGCUGUAUUCAAAUGAUCGUUAAUUCCAUACAUUACUCUAGUUGGAACCCCUUUAGAUAGUAUCCCUGAGUUUUUAUCUGACAAACCUCAUCUGGAUCUCGGGCCACAUUGAACUGUUUAAAAAUUAAUUUCUUUUAUUUUACUUGCUCUACGGUCGAUUCUUUCGCGAACUGUGCGUCGUUAGUUGAAUGCUGUUCUAUGAAUGGGACUCAACGAUUUUUCUUUGUUGAACACGUGCUUUUGUAGAAUAAGACCAGGGUUCUGUAAAUAGCUUUGCUAGAGUCUUCAAUAUCGUUUCAACAAUUCAUAAGUGCAUACUUGAAAUUUUCAGUCUCAAUUUUCCCAAAACGACUGCCUAUGUUCAUUGAUUCCAGAUCAGCUUUCAAUAUAAUUAUUAGCAUAAUCAUUGGCCAUAAUAAUAAGGAAAAUCCGCGAAACUAAUAAGUCUGUUGCAAUAACACAGAACCUUCGAGCGUACGCAUUCAUAUACCCAACUAUUGAAGACUUACGGUCCAUCUAAAUGACCAAAUGCAUUUAGAAAAAAUAUUCACUUUGAAUUAUGGGAAACAAUUUUACCUGCUCGUGUAGUAUCACAAUUUCUGGCUGAUGGGGUUGCUCCGAUGAUAUCAAUUUGGGUGAUUUACAAAUUGAAUUUUCCAAUAAUUUGGGCGCUAUGACUGCCGCUUUGUUAUUUAUUUUAAAUUUACUGUGUUAUUGCAACAGGAAAUAUAUUCAGUUAGAGAUCAGCCUCAUGGCAUUGCAACAAAACUUCGAUUAUUUGCCACCAAAUUCUGCAGUCUGCUGUUUCAGACACAACCAAAAUUAACUAAUUUUGACCGUAGAAAAUUAGAAAAUUGCAAGGAAAGCCGCUCGAUAAUGGAAGUUUACAAUCCACAUCGAGCACGUUUUGUUAUGUUGAGGUCAGUUCAUUAUUAUUAAUUAUUAACGUUAAAUUUGCAAUGGCUUGCUAAUAUUCAUAAUCAAUUUUAAUCAACCACUGUGCUGGAAAAUAAAUCGAUAUUAUUCAUCAGGUUGGGAAGCUCUU
Hyalella azteca is the source of this 1969-nucleotide messenger RNA. RefSeq lists its product as uncharacterized. The record is from RefSeq and is a predicted model, not a curated record. The transcript has a single exon. The coding region runs from base 1 to 741 and encodes 246 amino acids. Lineage: Eukaryota; Metazoa; Arthropoda; Malacostraca; Amphipoda; Hyalellidae.